Molecule: messenger RNA, 2919 nt
Organism: Parasteatoda tepidariorum (common house spider)
Lineage: Eukaryota; Metazoa; Arthropoda; Arachnida; Araneae; Theridiidae
Source: RefSeq, a predicted model, not a curated record
CUCCUAUGACUCUCCACAAGCUAAUGGUGAAAGCAUGUGAAGUGCUGCUAUAGGUAGAGAGUUUUGCUUUUUACCAUCUAUAGCCCAUUUCGAUGGCCAAAUGACGCUUUUGUCCACGUCUCUUAUUUCCACUGAACAAACUAAAGCACAUGCGAGCUAAAAGCUUAAUUUUUCAUUUUGGUAACUCGUCGCUUUUAAAAUAUUUACUUGUUUUAUUCGUCUCUUUAAUCAGACGUGGCUUUCGGAAUCAUCUGUCACAGUCGGUGACUUGUAUAUUAAAGAUGGCAACUUAUCAAACAUAUCAAGAUUUUAUUCAACAAAAUGAAGAUAGAGAUGGUACUCGUUUUACUUGGAAUGUGUGGCCAUCUAGCAGACUUGAAGCCACUCGUCUGGUUGUACCUCUUUCCUGUUUGUUUACGCCAUUGAAGGAGAGACCAGAUCUCCCAUUUAUUCAAUAUGAACCAGUUGUAUGUAGCAGACAAACAUGUAGAGCUGUAUUAAAUCCUUUAUGCCAAGUUGAUUACAGAGCAAAACUGUGGGUGUGUAAUUUCUGUUUCCAGAGAAAUCAAUUUCCUCCUCAGUAUGCAUCAAUUUCAGAACAUCACCAACCAGCUGAAUUGAUUCCCCAGUUUUCGACAAUAGAAUACACAAUAACUAGACAGCCUUGCUUGCCUCCAAUCUUUCUCUAUGUGGUAGAUACUUGCAUUGAUGAAGAAGAGCUAGUAGAAUUAAAAGAAUCUUUGCAAAUGUCCUUAUCUCUAUUGCCACCAAAUGCCCUUAUUGGUCUGAUAACAUUUGGGAGAAUGGUACAAGUUCAUGAAUUAGGAUGCGAAGGCAUUUCAAAAAGUUACGUCUUUCGUGGUACUAAGGAUUUAGUUGGCAAGCAAAUACAGGAUAUGUUAGGCAUUGGGAAACAUCCUCAAGCUCAACAUCCUACAAUGCCUCAGCAGCAAAGGCCAGGACCAGCUGCUGCUGCGGUCCCUCCUGCAAAUCGAUUCUUACAACCUGUUCAUAAAUGUGAUAUGAGUUUGACAGAUUUACUUGAAGAAUUGCAGAGAGAUCCGUGGCCUGUAUCUCAGGGCAAACGACCUCUCAGGUCAACUGGUGUAGCUCUUUCGAUUGCUGUUGGACUUCUAGAGUGCACUUAUCCAACUACUGGGGCUCGAAUAAUGCUAUUUGUUGGUGGCCCAUGUACUCAAGGUCCAGGUGCUGUGGUUGGUGAUGAAUUAAAAUCUACUAUACGCUCUCAUCACGAUAUUGACAAAGAUAAUGCUAAACAUAUGAAGAAAGCUAUUAAGGUGUAUGAGAAUUUAGCUGCUCGUGCUGCUGCCAAUGGUCACAUUAUUGACAUCUAUUCAUGUGCUCUUGAUCAAACAGGUCUUCAUGAGAUGAAAUAUUGCCCUAACUUUACUGGAGGUCAUAUUGUUAUGGGUGAUUCUUUCAACUCUUCCCUAUUCAAGCAAACAUUUCAACGGGUUUUUACAAAAGAUCCAAAAGGUGAAUUCAAAAUGGGAUUUGGCGCUUCCUUAGAAGUAAAAACAUCUCGGGAGCUUAAGGUCUCUGGUGCUAUAGGCUCUUGUGUUUCUUUGCAUAGUAAAAGUAACAGUGUUUCCGAUACGGAAGUUGGAAUUGGUGGUACCUCACAGUGGAAGUUCUGCGGUAUCAGUCCUGGAAAUACUGUUGGAAUCUUUUUUGAAAUUGUCAAUCAGUGUCAAAAGUUUGGAGAAUUCAACAAAGACGAUCCUGCAUCUUUCCGUUUCUCUGAGAAUUUCUCCCUCUAUCCUCAGUUUAUGUUCCAUCUAAGAAGGUCUCAGUUCUUGCAAGUAUUUAACAAUAGUCCGGAUGAAACAUCUUAUUACAGGCACAUGUUGCUGAAAGAAGAUUUGACAAAUUCAUUGAUAAUGAUUCAACCAAUAGUUUAUGCAUAUUCCUUUAAUGGACCACCAGAACCUGUGCUAUUGGAUACCAGCAGUAUACAACCAGAUCGCAUUCUUUUGAUGGAUACUUUCUUCCACAUUGUUAUAUUUCAUGGAGAGACAAUAGCUCAGUGGAGGAAAGCUGGUUAUCAAAACUCUGCAGAGCAUGAAAAUUUCCGUCAGCUGCUGCAGGCACCCAUUGAUGAUGCUCAGGAAAUUCUUCAGACUAGAUUCCCUAUGCCACGUUACAUUGAUUGCGACCAGGGUGGCUCUCAGGCUCGAUUCUUGCUUUCAAAAGUGAAUCCAUCAAUGACUCACAACAACAUGUACAGUUGGGGAGGACAGACGCCUGCUAACCCAACGCAGGAUGGUGCGGGCGCUCCUGUUCUAACUGAUGAUGUCAGUCUUCAAGUAUUUAUGGACCAUUUGAAAAAACUGGCCGUGUCUAGCUCAUCGUGAGGGACAUUAAAAUAUACCUAUAUGAAUGGAUGGAUGUAUAGUUGUUAUGUCUAUUUUGAAGAAUGUGAAUGUCUAUGAAUGUUAGACUUAAAAUCUGAAGCUUUGCACUUAGAGGAACAUUUUUGGGAAUUUCAUCAAAAUUAGUCACUGGCUAUUAAAGACUCAUUUGAAUUUUUGAUGAAUUGUUGAAUUAUAAUAAAUUGCCUCAUUAAAUUUCUAUAUUUUAUUUAUUCAAUUUUAUUUUCACUCUAUCGUUUUUAAAAUAAAAAGUUGAUAUUUAACUUCCAAUUAUUUGAAGUGUAAUAUUUGCUUGUUAUGUUUUUUAUGAUAGAAGAGGAUAUCAAAUGUUUAACAUUUUAAAUAGAUAUUGAUUUUGCAUUUUUUGUUCAAAAUUUUUAUAUCGAGUUAAUUGCAUUGGCAUAAAUGUUUGAAAUUGGAAACUAUAAUAGGAAAGAAACUUUAUAGGGGUGAAAUGUUUAUGAAACUGAUGUAAUUGAAAUGAUGUUUAAUUGUUUUAUUCAUAAUAAAGUUAUUACAAUUUUUA